This is a messenger RNA of Cornus florida, 1915 nucleotides long. RefSeq names its product F-box/kelch-repeat protein At1g22040. The coding region runs from base 317 to 1747 and encodes 476 amino acids. The transcript is spliced from 2 exons. NCBI's taxonomy places the organism in Eukaryota, Viridiplantae, Streptophyta, Magnoliopsida, Cornales, Cornaceae. Gene Ontology annotation, molecular function: protein binding. The record is from RefSeq and is a predicted model, not a curated record.
CGUUUUUCAAUUGAGGACAGACACAGUGUGUGUGUAAAUAACCAAGCAAAAGUCGCAAAAGGCUGGAAGUGGAAAGUUGCGUACGUCUGAUAGUUGUAGAAAAAUCCCCAAAAUCAAUGAGAAACACCCUCUCUCGUUCCAUAUAUAUUCCCAAUCCAUUCGCUACCUCUUUGCCUCAAAACCCUAACCUCGCUGAGCUUGAUUGUUGGUGUACUGAAUGGUCUACUGAUGAACAUGAACUAGACACAAGAAUUUGACUUGAACGACUGGAUGCUACUUGUUUUCCUCUGUUUUAGGAAAAGUUAAAAAUAUUCUGAUGGGGGCUAUAUUCAGCCUUAAUAGUACCAGGGGCAGGACGGGUGAAUUUUAUGAGGUUUCCCAGAGUGAAACCUGUAAGAGGCAAAGGACAUCAAACUAUUUUGAUGAAAAGCCACGACUAAUUCCCAGCCUUCCUGAUGAGUUAUCAAUCCAGAUUCUUGCCAGGCUUCCUAGAAUUUGCUACUUGGAUGUGAAAUCAGUGUCACGGAGUUGGAAGGCUGCCAUAACGAGUCUCGAGCUUUAUAAGAUAAGAAAAGAACUUGGAACAGCUGAAGAGUGGCUUUAUAUAUUGACGAAGGUUGAUGAUGAUAAACUUAUGUGGUAUGCUUUGGACCCACUGUCCAGGAAAUGGCAAAGGUUGCCACCAAUGCCUAAUGUUACUGCAGAAGAUGGAUCUAAAAGGGGCUUAUCAGGCCUUCGGAUGUGGAAUAUGGUGGGAUCGAGUAUCAAAAUUGCAGAUGCCAUAAGGGGCUGGCUUGGAAGGAAGGAUGCAUUGGACCGAAUGCCAUUUUGUGGUUGUGCUAUUGGGGCUGUUGAUGGCUGUCUCUAUGUGUUAGGAGGAUUUUCUAGAGCGUCAGCAAUGAGCUGUGUCUGGCGGUAUGAUCCGAUUCUAAACUUGUGGAGUGAAGUGAGUUCCAUGUCUGUAAGUAGAGCCUAUUGCAAGACCGGUGUCUUAAGCAACAAGCUAUAUGUUGUUGGAGGGGUUAGUAGGGGUCGUGGUGGAUUGACUCCCCUUCAAUCUGCUGAAGUAUUUGAUCCUCAUACUGGUUUGUGGUCCGAUGUCCCAAGCAUGCCAUUUUCAAAAGCUCAGGUGCUACCAACUGCUUUUCUGGCUGAUUUGCUUAAGCCCAUUGCAACAGGAAUGACAUCGUACAAGGGGAAAUUAUAUGUGCCUCAGAGUUUAUAUUGCUGGCCAUUUUUUGUUGAUGUUGGAGGAGAGGUUUAUGAUCCUGAAACAAAUUCAUGGGUUGAAAUGCCAACCGGCAUGGGAGAAGGUUGGCCUGCAAGACAGGCGGGAACCAAAUUGAGUGUCAUUGUUGACGGCAACUUGUAUGCAUUAGAUCCUUCUAGUUCUUUGGAUAGUGCCAAGAUCAAAGUGUAUGAUUACGAAGAUGAUUCCUGGAAAGUAGCUGCUGGAGAUGUCCCCAUCCGGGACUUUGCUGAUUCAGAGUCUCCAUAUCUACUUGCUGGUUUUCUUGGGAAGCUUCACGUGAUCACCAAAGAUGUCAGCAACAACAUUUCAGUCAUGCAGGCAGAUAGACAAAAUAACUCAGGUUCUUUCCCAUCUACUUCAUCAACCCUUUUGGAUGAAUCCUCCCAUGAACUUCCUGAAUCAGUAGCAGGACCUGAAACAAAUGUCUGGAGGGUCAUUGCCACUAGGAGUGCUGGUUCGGCGGAGCUGGUUAGCUGUCAGAUCCUUGAUAUCUAGAACUAUGUCAUUAGAAUGUUACUCUCUUUGAUGUCUUUCAAUGUUGAAAAACUAUACAUUGUAAGUCAGUUGACAUCACCACUAUCUGAGUUUUAUGACUUUCUUGUUGCCAGAAGUAUUUAUGAUGUUUUGGAGUAAUGAUAUAUAUAUGUAAGUAUUGAUUUAUAA